Thermothelomyces thermophilus ATCC 42464 is the source of this 732-nucleotide messenger RNA. RefSeq lists its product as uncharacterized. NCBI's taxonomy places the organism in Eukaryota, Fungi, Ascomycota, Sordariomycetes, Sordariales, Chaetomiaceae. The coding region runs from base 1 to 732 and encodes 243 amino acids. The record is from RefSeq and is a predicted model, not a curated record. The transcript has a single exon.
AUGCUACUUCAACUCGUCCCAAACGCAGAGGCCGCCCGAUUUUGCCUGCCCUACGAACCGUUCUGUGCCUUGGCUGCGGAUAUAAUAUCCCGGGCCCCGCCGCUCGCGUCAUUGAGGAAGCUUGCUUUCAGCAGCAUAUCCAAUGACAGGUUCCUCCUGGUUGAUCAAGCCACCCCCAUCAUGCGCUUGGCACAAAAUCUCGAGGCUCUGCAUUUCGAUAGGUGCGGUGCCGUUACCAACCUUUUCAGCGCUUCUCUGGGCCGUAACUCGCCUGCCGACCCCCCUCCGCUGUCCAAGCUCACCGAGUUGUCUUUAGCUGACUCGCAGCUCUCAGUCGCCUCUCUCGCCGCCCUCCUCAACUCGGUGGGACCAAGACUCUCCAAGUUCAAAAUCCGGCGAUCCUCGCCCACUCUCAGCUUCGGUGACGUCCUCGCUGUACUCCAGCCUUGGAAGGGCACCCUGAGGGAGCUGACAAUUCUCAACUCGCACGAGGCGCCAUCCGAACCGAUCGGCUCGGUCGCUGGCAUCCUUCUCCUGCGUGAAUUCUAUGCGCUUGAAACACUAUGCGUCGAGGCCGCAGACUUGGAGUUUCUCGAGUACCUCAGUCGCCAGCCGGGAGUCAGUUCACUGUUCCCUCCAUCCUUGCGCGAUUUUAGGCUUCGUGGUGACCCCCGCCGCGUUGCCGCCAUAAUGAGGGACCCGCUGGUGGCUUUUAACGCCACAAAGUACUGA